UGCAUUGAUAUAGUUUAAAGAGGGUCCUCGCCCGCUCGUCGUAAAUAAGACAAAGGGGUGAAAUCUGCCUCUCAGAUGUUAUGCAUGGAACAUACAUAAAAUGAUUCAUCAGUGAUGGCAACACUAUUCGGCAUGGAUUGUAAUCGGAUAACCACUAUGUUCCUGGUGGUGAUUUGGAGCCGGUUCAGCACGUGCGUCAUAACAGAUGUGCAACUUGUUGGUGGGCCGGAUUCUAAUAAAGGAACAAUUGAGAUCAAGAUAGACAACGGGACAUGGGAGACAGUAUGUGGGACUAAUAUCGAUACCACUGAUGUCAUUCUAAUCUGUAAACAUUUAGGAUUCAAGGGAGCAAGCAGAGCAAUAAAGCAGACGUCUUAUGGACAGAAUUCAACUCCCAACCAUGGGUUAUUGUGUGCUGAAGAUGAUACUAACCUGUCGGAGUGUUCAUUGGUAAUGGGAUGUUCUGUAGCAGGAGCAGCUUCUUGCCAUGGUGAGGGAUAUCUUGGAUGUUUUGUGGACAUGAGGAGUGAGAGGGUGUUGUCAGGCGAAAGUCUGGUAAAUAUUUCAAUGAUGACCAUUCCUUAUUGCAUCCAGUUCUGUCAAGGGUCUACCACAUCUAACUAUACAUUCGCUGGUGUUGAAAAUGGAAAUGAAUGUUACUGUGGUGAAGCCAGUGAUAACUAUACUAAACAUGAAAAGCAUUCGGACGAUCAAUGCCAUGUUGCAUGUUCAGGAUAUCCCACGGACAGCUGUGGUGGGGCAGGAAACAUAGCUGUAUUCAACAGCUUAUAUGCAGGGAUCGGUGGAGGUGUUGCUGCUGUUGUGAUUAUCAUCAUAGUUAUCAUCGUCACCGUUUGUUCCACAAGGAGGUCACGACAGCGAAGAAAGGGUAUCGCUUCUUCACAAAGAGCGACGUUGACUCCAGUCGGUAGGCCUCAAGCAUACGAUGAGAUAAAUGACUUCGGUAUCCGCAACGGUGCAAUGGCAGAGGCGUCAUCCACCAGAAGCUUCCAACCUGGGGCACGAGCACAGAGUAACGCGAAUUCUUCUAGAGGAAACAAAAAUGUUCUCCUUGUUAAUCUGAGUCCCAGGAAAUCAUCGAAUAUAUAUGAGGAGACAAUGGAUGAAAUCCCAGACACAGAACUGACGUCAUAUGCUUCUUGUGGCACCACUGCGAUUAAACAGAACAGCAACGACCGAUUAAGCGUCCUGUACGCCACGCCUGACAAGAACGGAAGCGGAGCACAGGACGGCUACGACGAAAUUAAUCUCGGAAUUGCACCCUACUCUUCUUUUGAAAAUCCUAAGCAGCCAACAUCCUCGGCGAAGAUGACCGACAGAAUGAGCGUCGUUUACGCUGCACCCGAUAAGAACGGCGAACGAAACGGCACCUCGGAAGAUAAGGACAGUCUGUAUGCCAUGCCAGAUAAGAAUGGAAAUCGAAACCCUUCGGAUGAUACUUCGGAAGAUGUCGGCAGUUUGUACGCGAUGCCCGAUAAAUUCCGAGGAAAGCCGGUUGGACACGAUGGUGACCAGUAUCUCUACGCUAAAGCUAAUGACUCGUUUUCUGUUGAUCAGUUUGAUGAAAUGGAGAUGGUUGAAAACGAACUGUAUUCUUUGUGAAUAAAGAGGUGUUAGUGAAGUAAGAGCAAACUUGGUAAAUGAAUGAAAAACAUUACAAAAUCUUUGUUCAGUUUUUUUUAAAUGUCGUAUAACUGAUCAUUAGAUUUGGGAAUUUGCAAAGCUGUACAAAAUCAUCCACACAAUUAUUAUUUUGCUUUUAAUCAAUCUUUCUACACUAUCCUGUUCAUUCAAUAACUGCGUUCCUUCAAGACAUAAAAUGUGAACAGAAGAAAACAAGAUGUAGAAAUGUACAUGUAUCUUAUUGCAGAAUUGUCAAAUGAAUGUUAAUAAACACAAACAUAUUUGUACAAAUACUAUAAGGAGAAUAAUUCAUCUUAAAUCAAAAGCAAUGCCACAACAGAAAAGAUAAAUCCAUCUUCUUUUUGUACUAAAAUAAGGAUAAUUUCAUCUUUACGAUGAUUACACUAAUUGAUCAGCUAAUGUGUUUUGACGAUGCAUAGCAACCAAAAUUGCAGCAUAGAAUAAUGAUGAAGAUAAGGGGAUUCAUUGCAUAUCUCUUAUUAAUAUUGCUUAUGAAAUUACGCUCUGACAAAUAACUAAUUUUGUGUACUUCAGACAUUUAUUAUGCAGAAUAUGGGAAAUCUUAUUAUCUUAUGUUAGAUUGCUGAAAAAACGCAAUAUGCUGAAUGGUGUAUGCAGUGCUCAAAGCUAAUUGUAUUGGAUCAAUAUUAUCUGAUUAUGCAGUAGAUUCAUAUAACCAUGAAAGAUGACAGAAAUACAUAGCAAAUGCAAACGAGGCAUAAAUGAUAUUACCCAUUAAACUGAUUUUGGUUGUGUUCUUACCUACUGUAUUGGUAGAUGUUAAAGCACUUAUUUUGAUUUUGGUGACUGGUGACGAUGCAAAUCAGUGGAUAUUCAGUACUACGUAGCAUUAUCGUUAUCA
Molecule: messenger RNA, 2527 nt
Organism: Lytechinus variegatus (green sea urchin)
Lineage: Eukaryota; Metazoa; Echinodermata; Echinoidea; Temnopleuroida; Toxopneustidae
Exons: 7
Coding region: 115-1623 (502 amino acids)
Cellular component (GO): plasma membrane
Source: RefSeq, a predicted model, not a curated record